AUGGAGACAGAAGCUGAAACUGUGCAGCCUCCGGUUGCACCGGUGAGGUCGACUAGGAAGAAAAUGACAAAACAGUUGACGGGGAAGCGUGACGAUACGCCUUUACAUUCUGCGGCAAGAGCGGGAGAUAUGGCUUCUUUGAGGGGCACGGUGGAUGGUGCUGAAGAGGGUAAACUGCGUGAAGUGUUUGCGAAGCAGAAUCAAGGUGGAGAAACGGCACUUUAUGUUGCUGCUGAGUAUGGUUAUGUUGAUAUGGUUAGGGAUAUGAUUCAGUAUUAUGAUCUUGUUGAUGCUGGAAUUAAAGCGAGAAAUGGUUUUGAUGCGCUUCAUAUUGCGGCUAAACAAGGGGAUUUAGAUAUAGUGAAGAUCCUAAUGGAGGCCCAUUCUGAACUGGCAAUGACUGUGGAUCUAUCCAACACUACGGCCUUACACACAGCUGCAACACAAGGGCACACUGAGAUAGUGAAAUUUCUAUUAGAAACAGGUAGUAGCUUGGCAGCCAUUGCUAGAAGUAAUGGCAAAACAGCUUUACAUUCUGCUGCAAGAAACGGACAUUUGGAGGUCGUGAAAGCGAUUCUGGAGAAGGAGCCUGGUGUUGUAACAAGAACUGAUAAAAAGGGACAGACGGCGCUUCACAUGGCGGUGAAGGGACAGAGCCUUGUAGUAGUAGAGGAGUUGAUAAAAGCAGAUCCAUCAACAAUAAACAUGGUCGAUAAUAAGGGCAAUACGGCAUUGCAUAUAGCUACCAGGAAGGGUAGAACUCAGAUUAUUAAGUUGAUACUUGGGCAGAGUGAAACAGAUGUCAUGGCAAUAAACAAAAGUGGCGAAACAGCAUUAGACACGGCUGAGAAAACAGGAAACUCUGAAGUAAAAACCAUUCUAACAGAACACGGCAUUCAAAGUGGAAAAUCCAUAACAAAACCAAAAACAGCUGCAACUAGAGAAUUAAAACAAACCGUUAGCGACAUAAAGCAUGAAGUCCAUCACCAACUAGAACACACCCGCCAAACGCGAAAAAGCGUUCAAGGAAUCGCAAAGCGUCUCAACAAAAUGCACACAGAAGGGCUCAACAAUGCAAUCAACUCAACAACCGUCGUCGCAGUCCUCAUAGCAACGGUUGCAUUCGCCGCUAUCUUCACCGUCCCAGGCCAAUUCGUCGAUAAUCCAAAAAACGUUCCUAAAGGAAAGUCGCUUGGGGAAGCAAACAUAGCGCCGCAAGCUGCGUUUCUAAUCUUCUUUGUGUUCGACUCGUUUGCGCUUUUCAUUUCUUUAGCGGUUGUGGUGGUUCAAACUUCAAUAGUUGUUAUAGAAAGCAAAGCAAAGAAGCAAAUGAUGGCUAUUAUUAACAAACUAAUGUGGCUGGCUUGUGUGCUUAUUUCUGUUUCAUUUUUGGCACUGUCUUUUGUAGUUGUUGGGAAAGAUCAAAGGUGGCUUGCAAUUGGAGUAACUAUAAUUGGAACAACUAUUAUGGCAACUACAUUGGGAACUAUGUGUUAUUGGGUUAUUAGGCAUCGAAUUGAAGCUUCAAAUAUGAGGAGUAUACGUAAAUCUUCAAUGGGAAGCAGGUCAAGGUCUUUUUCAGUUUCAGUUGUUAUGUCAGAUUCUGAGAUAUUAAACAAUGAGCGUACUAAAAUGUAUGCUAUUUAG
Molecule: messenger RNA, 1647 nt
Organism: Lathyrus sativus (Indian pea)
Lineage: Eukaryota; Viridiplantae; Streptophyta; Magnoliopsida; Fabales; Fabaceae
Source: the annotation of a GenBank genome assembly